Molecule: messenger RNA, 345 nt
Organism: Rodentolepis nana
Lineage: Eukaryota; Metazoa; Platyhelminthes; Cestoda; Cyclophyllidea; Hymenolepididae
Source: the annotation of a GenBank genome assembly
AUGCUGAGUGAUGUUUUCCAAUCGUGCAGGGGGAACAAAUCGCUUUCUUUCGUAUUUCUCGCUCUUGCCCUCCUCGUGGUUUCCGCUAUCCUACUGACAGCCUGGCUUUUAACACAAGUGAAGUACCUUGAUAUCGCUACGUGGACAGUCUUGGCGAUAGCGCUGUUCAUCUUGAUUGCAGUAUUCGUCAACAACUACUACCAGGUUCUCAAAUUGCGUAGACAACAAAAUGAACAGAUGGAUGAAGUGGAUCCCAAUUCGAGUAUUGAUAACGAUCGUGCUAUUCCACCCGAUAAAGCCACAUUGAAUAUGAGGAGAAAUGCGUUAAGAACAGACGAUCUGUAG